GGGGCCAGGCGCUUCCGCGUGGGGGGGGGGACGGGGAGCGGCUCGUUUGGCCCCCGCAGGUGCGCGCGGCCGGGGCCGGGGGAUGCGGCGGGGGCCUCGCCAUGCGCUACAGCGAGCGGGAGCUGCUGUCCCUGUCCCGGCAGCCGGCGGAGAAGGCGGCGGAGAUCCUGAUGCGGGUGCCCAAGAAGGGGAGCGUGCUGAAGAAACGCCUCGUGAAGCUUGUUGUCAACUUUCUCUUCUACUUCCGAACAGAUGAAGCAGAGCCAAUUGGAGCUUUGCUGCUGGAACACUGUAGAAUCACCAAAGAAGAGGAGAAUGUCUUUUCAAUCAGUUUCAUUGAGGAGCCAGACAGGAAAUACUCCUUUGAAUGUGACACUGAGGAGCAAUGCCAGGAGUGGAUUGAGGCUCUCCGAAGAGCCAGCUACGAGUUCAUGAGACGAAGUUUGAUUUUCUAUCGGAAUGAGAUUCAGAAGAUGACAGGGAAGGACCCCCUGGAGCAGUACGGAAUCUCCGAGGAAGCCCGAUUCCAGCUGGGAACACGCAAGCUGUAACCUGGCAGCCUCCGUCCCCACCCAGCCCAGUGGGGCUUAACUGGCAUUCAGCCACCUCCUUGUGGGGGGUGGGGGUGAAAACACCAACCCCCCGUCGGGGGGAGCUCCUGGGACCAAGUGACUUACUUAUGGGCCAGAUAACUUGUAUGUCUUUUUUUUUUUUUUUUUUUAAACGGAUUCAUUGCACACUCCCCUUCCUGUUUGUCUUCAGCCCCUCCGAGCUCCCAUCUCCCCGCAGCAAGAGUCUUAACUGGCCACUGCUGUGUCAGCUUCAACUUGAUGGACCAUAAAACUGCUAGGCUGAGGGACUUAUGGGCUGCCCGUUACUCACUAGAUGCUUGCCCCUAGGGCUGUUGAAAGCCCUCAUUCAGAGUCCCAGGGGAUUUCAGCUAUGAUGCUGAUGUGGAAACCUGGCUGGACUUGUCCUGGUGGGAGCAGCCCAGGGGUCUUCCAGCAUAUGGUGCUAUUAUAAGGCAGGGGUGAUCUGGGGUAGAGGGCCAGUGUCUGUUCUAGGCCAAAAACAUGCCAGAAUUGGCAGCAUUUCUGCUGGGAAUGGCCUCAGGGCUUAGGCCAUCCAGCUCUGCAGGCUGCCUGCUGCACCUCCUGGUGGCUGGAGUUUGUCACCUGGGUGCCCUGAGCCAGCUGGUGGCUGAUGCUUUGCUGGCUUUUGCAAAAGUGGCUAAUCUCAAAGGGAGGAGGAGGGUCUUUCGUUAAGGGGGUGUGUGUGUUUUUUUUUCUUUUUUUUUGUUUUUGGCCGAUGGCAUUCCUUUGCUCAUAGCGGUGGGGUCCUUGGCCUUGAAAUGCCAGACUCACCCCUCUCCCGCAUUUAACUCUGUCCGGUCCACUCUAGCUGCUAGAUCUGUACUGGACACUCUUCAGCUACUGAAGAUAGAUGCAGGGAGCAGCUGUUUCAGGUAAGGGAAGCCCUCCUCUGUUAUGGAUUGCUACCCCCAAAUGGAGGGAGGAGGAACUGGCCCUUACUCUAAACAGGGUUAACUUAUGUGACUGCUGGUGCUCCUGCCCCCCUCCCUAGCUGUUGCUGCUCCGGCUGACAGUGUAGCUGUAGGGGGCAGUGUCUUCAUUUCUUUACACGAACCUACAGCAGCAGCGAUUGCAUUGUGACAUGCACACAGGGUUACUGGGGCCUGUCUCAGCUCAACACCAUUACUAAGGUCUAAUUUUGAACUAAUGCAGAUGAAUCCAGCUACCACGAGCCACCCUACAGCAUCUUUAAAAUGCACUUCCAACUUCUCGCACAGUGUGGGGUUGUGGCUUUCUCACCAGUGCCCAGGAGUGAGCAAAGCAAGGGUUUGAAAGACACCUGCUGUGAGGCAGUCUAAACCAAACUCCUCCCCCUGACCUUGAGAGCAAGCUAUGGUUCUUAGUGGCAUUGUUCCCUUGCCUGGAGGGGGGUGCUGUGGAGUCAUUGGCUUCCCAGAGCAGGUGGCCUGCUGUGGGGCUAGUGAAAACAGCUGGGUGGAUGCUGUAGUCCCCUUUACUGGAGGCAGCGUGAGAGGUAGAACUGUGUGGGGUGUAGAACCACAUCUUGUCCAUGCUGAGAUGGGAGACAGGGUCCCACAGCAUGAAGAAGAGCUGUACAGGGCUACUUCAGGCUUUAUUCCAUAUACAACACCCCUCAUCUGUUUCUGCAGCUUCCCUCAUCCUCAGGAGCUUGAGCAGAAAAGACCAAAGCAAUCCAGUGAUUUCUGGAGGGCUGGGAGACCUGACCUAAUUUUUUCUUAAAGUGCUUCAGGCAUGUACUGCUCCUAGGAGACUCCCAAGGAGGAAAUAAUGCGGGUUUAGAACAUUAGUUGAGGCUCAUUGCUUUAAUACAAGACAUCAGCUGCAACAUUUUACUAUCUCCAGUAGAGGUGGGAGAUGGGGGACCCUGCCCACCUCUGCACCAGGACCACAUGUGUUGGAUGGAGGCUGUUGCUAGUAGCUUCUACAUGCAGCUCUAGGACUCAGCGGAUGAGCCCUGUACAGUGUGGGAAAGAGGAUGUAGUACACGACUUUAACUGAUCUUUUGUCCUGUCCACAUGGAAUGCUACUGGAGAGCAGCCUGGGUGAUGGGUGGAAGUUGUUCCUCCACUUUGUGACUCACUCCGAGGCUGCUCAGUGGUGAACCUCUGGCUGGUAAGAGUGGGGGAGGCUCUGGAAGACCUUGGGAGCCCAGCCAUGCCUUCCUCUUCAUUGCCCUGGGAAGCAGCAAGAGAGGAUUAGGCAAGAGCACACUAGAGCUUGUGCUUUAGAGAACAUGACCUCAGCUGCCUCUAUAUUGCAUUCGCAAGCAGCCCUUUUCUUGGCCUUUGCUGUUGCCCUGAGGUAGAGCAGAACACAGAUCCAUGGUUUUGGUACUGAGCCCAGCACUCCCCUUUGAGAGUAGGGACACGGUUUGUUCAAAUAUGGCUCUUGCUAUCUGGGGGCUGCUAAAGUUUCCAAGGUUAUUAAAGUAGGCUCAGUUCUAGCAGCUGUCUUCUUGCUGAAGUUAAAGUCUUUGCCCACUUUCACCGGAGCUGAGGCAAAGGCUCCAUAGCAACUGACCUAGGAAAUGGUGUUUAAGAGGGUGCUUUGAACUCUGUUGUGACGGUUACGCUCCCAUCCCCACUGUCAGCAGCUAGAUAGCAAGAAUUGUAUUCCCAGCGUCUCGUCUCCUUUAAGUCAGCUAAGACAAUUCAGUGUAAGCCAGGAGCAGGCUCUUUAUUAACUCCAUAACAUUGGUACAUCCCAUUAGGGAAGCUGGAGCUUUUUUUAGCUAGGAGAACGCUGAGAAAUGCAGUAGUUUCAUACAGAAUAAACUGAAUUAGGGAAAAGAUUACACCCAGUAUUUCUCUCUCAUGUUCAAAACUUGUUUGAUUGUUCAGCCAGCUUGCUUUUGGGCACCAGUGUUGCUUAGUACAUUGGCUGACUCAAUUCUCAAUGCUUGUGUUACCAGACUGUUCGUGCCCUACGGUCACCUUACCUGAAAAAUCGUUGACAAUAUUUAAAAUCCUGGCAGGUGGCCAUCUGAACAGAGCUUGUGACAGCUAAGAUUUCAGAACUGGAGAAUUGGUUACUUGGACCACUCAAACUACUGUAUAAAUAUUCCCUCUUCUGCCUUCCCUGUACAAAAACACUAGCUUUUUCUUGUUACCCUUUCAAAGGGCAGACCUUAAGCUUACAGUUACCAUUGCACACUGUACAGAAAUGGGCAUUUUAUUAGGGUGGGGGGGUACAUUAGGUGAGCAAGGAACAGCUCCAACUAUUUGCUUAGAUUAGGAGGUACGUAAAUUUCACUUUCAUUACUUGAUUGAAUGUAUGAAGACAGAUGCUGUGAACAGUUAUCUGAGCAUGGGUGCCCAGUAACUCACUAAGACUAGCUUUACGGUUCAGGAUUAAGGGGAACAGGUUUAGGAAUCUGUUAUUACUGGUCAUUUAUAUGCAAAAGUUUCUCAUUAUCUGUUCAGGUUCCUUUUUGUGGUUAGUUGCUCUAACAAAAGCGUUAUAUACGGGUGCUGUUCAUAGGCUGUACAAUCAAUGUUUUAAACAAACACCUGUCGUGGUUUUAACCUGGGCGUAAAUUCAGCUGCUGUGUAAGAAUCCCAUGUGCAUUUUCUUCAAAAAGAAAGGUUGAAAGGGGAAUAAACGUUGCAAUCAGUAA
Molecule: messenger RNA, 4191 nt
Organism: Chelonia mydas (Green sea turtle)
Lineage: Eukaryota; Metazoa; Chordata; Testudines; Cheloniidae
Gene: PLEKHJ1
Product: pleckstrin homology domain containing J1
Exons: 6
Coding region: 102-551 (149 amino acids)
Biological process (GO): endosome organization; retrograde transport, endosome to Golgi; receptor recycling
Cellular component (GO): early endosome; trans-Golgi network; recycling endosome
Source: RefSeq, a predicted model, not a curated record